Molecule: messenger RNA, 1358 nt
Organism: Colossoma macropomum (tambaqui)
Lineage: Eukaryota; Metazoa; Chordata; Actinopteri; Characiformes; Serrasalmidae
Gene: dhrs7
Product: dehydrogenase/reductase (SDR family) member 7
Exons: 7
Coding region: 149-1165 (338 amino acids)
Molecular function (GO): oxidoreductase activity
Source: RefSeq, a predicted model, not a curated record
UGUGGGUCACGUGUUAAAGUUGAGCUCGUUUGUGUUGCGUUUGGCUCGCGGUUGUGGACGCUGGCCGACUGAGCUGAAGGACUAACGCAGCUUCUCUGAGUUUCUGUAUUUUAUUGAUUAUUGAUUAUCUCUGUGUGUGUAGAGGCUGAUGGAAGAGAGCGCGUGCUGCGUGCUGUUCUGGGCCGCUGUAGUGUGUGUGUUGGUGCUGUUGGGGCUUUUUAUUCGGGCUGAUUGUGAUUUGACACUCCUGUGGGCGAAAACAUACGGCACUAAACCAGAUGUGGCUCUGCGAGGGAAGGUGGUGUGGAUCACCGGAGCGUCGAGCGGAAUUGGGGAGGAGCUGGCGUAUCAGCUCGCUGCCGCCGGAGCUCGACUAGUACUGUCAGCACGCAGAGAGGCGGAGCUGGAGAGAGUCAAGCAAAACUGUUUAGAGCGCUCCACUCUAGAAGAUAAGGAUGUUCUUGUUCUUCCGGUCGAUCUGCUGGACUGGGCGUCACACCAGGAGAAAACCAAGGCUGCUUUGCGCCACUUCGGCAAUAUAGAUGUGUUGGUUAAUAACAGCGGCCGUAGUCAGCGUGGUCUGUUUGUGGAUACGGAUGUGGAGGUGUACCAGAGCCUGAUGGAACUCAACUACCUCGGCACCGUGUCCAUCACCAAGCAGGUGCUGCCCCACAUGAUCCGCCAGGGCAGCGGUAUCAUUGCAACCGUCAGCAGCCUCGCUGGGCUGGCUGGAGCUCCGCUGGCCACUGGAUACUCAGCCAGCAAAUAUGCACUGCAGGGCUUCUUUAACUCUUUACGGCCGGAACUGACCGAUUCCCCCGGAAUAACCAUCAGUAUGAUCUGCCCGGGACCCGUCGUCUCCCAGAUCGUGCAGAACGCCUUCACUGAGCACGUAGAAAAGUCAUUGUCCAGUGCUGGUGACCAGACACACAAGAUGUCCACUGAGCGCUGCGUCCAGCUCAUGAUGGCCGGACUGGCCAAUCGGGUGAAGGAGAUGUGGAUCUGCCACCAGCCGUUUCUGCUGUUCGUCUACGUGUGGCAGUACAUGCCCACCCUCGCCUGGUACUUGACCAACAAGCUGGGCAGGAAGCGCGUCCAGAACUUCAAAGCUGGUCUGGAUGCAGAUUCUGCGUACUUCACCAAGCCGAAGGCCAAGACCACCUGAGAAACAGACAUCACUACUAAUGGGCAUCAUAAGGGCAUUAGCCUGUUUUUAUACUGAUAGUAACCUUGGCUUGCUUUUAUAAAGACUAACAGUGGGUCAGUAUGUAGGUUGUGUAAAGCUGAACUGAUUUGUUUGAAUAAAAACACUUCAAUGUGUGAUUUAACAGAUUAAAUGAAAAUUCGACUGAAAGCUA